GUUGUAGCCAUUCUACAGUAAGUACGGAAAGAUCCUUUGUGAAAAAGCCGAAGGAGGAAAAAAAAAAAAGUAGUAGAAAACUAUUUCUGGAUGUUCGUCAGACCAGACUACCUGCACCAAUGACAGACAGACUUUCCUCGAGAAACAAAUAAUGUCAAACAACACUGCUGUUCAGAGGAGCCAGAAUCUCCCCAAAAGACGCCUAGAAAGCAUAGGGGAGUGUCCUGCGAAAAGAAAAGCUAGCUGGGGUAUUCUGACCAGCCAAGGUUCUUGGGCAGAUCGCUCACCUCUGCAUGAGGCAGCCAGUCAAGGACGUCUUCUUUCUCUAAAGACUUUAUUGUCACAGGGGUACAAUGUAGACACACUAACAAUUGACCAAGUAACUCCACUUCAUGAAGCCUGCUUAGGAGAUCAUGUAGGAUGUGCCAGAAUCCUUCUUGAAGCAGGAGCAAAUGUAAAUGCUACAACAAUUGAUGGAGUGACACCGUUAUUUAAUGCAUGUUCAAGAGGCAGUGCAGCAUGUGCAGAGCUCCUGUUAGAGUAUGGUGCCAAAGCUCAGUGGGAAUCCUGUCUUCCAUCACCAACUCAUGAAGCAGCCAGCAGAGGUCACAGUGAAUGUCUGGAGGUACUGAUAUCCUGGGGUAUAGAUGUUGAUCAAGAUCUUCCUCAUUUAGGAACACCUCUCUAUGUAGCGUGUGUUUCACAGCAGAUUCAUUGUAUUCGAAAGCUUCUUUAUGCAGGUGCCAAUGUGCAGAAAGGAAAGCAUUUGGAAACUCCACUCCAUGCUGCUGCCCAGCAUUCUAGUACAGAGAUUGUAAACUUACUCCUUGAAUUUGGGGCAGACAUAAAUGCCAAAAAUACAGAUUUUCAGAGGCCUGUUGAUCUAGCUGCUCCAAGUAGUUUAGUGGAGAGAAUGCUGCUCCUUCAUGAAGCCACGCCACCUUCUCUUUGUCAGCUCUGCCGACUAUGUAUCCGAAAUUACAUAGGAAGAGCUAGACUGCAUCUUGUCCCACAACUCCAGCUGCCAACAAUACUGAAGAAUUUCUUACAGUAUAGAUAACUUAGUAAUUAACCUUUAGAAACUUGACUAACAAGUACUUCUCCUUCUGUUUAUUGUACGUUUUAUUUAAAGAACUGCUGGGCGGAAAAAAAAAAAAAAGCCUUUUGCAUAUUACUUAAAAAAAAUAAAUCUUUGACACCUGGUGUUGGUAUAGAGUAAUAAUUGGGAGCCAUUCAGCAACUGGUACCAAGGUCCUAAUAUGGCUGAAUUGAAUAAGUGUGCUGAUAUUCUGGGAAAUGAUUGUGUAGCUUUAGUGUAACACUUACUGAAUAGCUUUAGUGCUGUUAAUUGUAAUUGUAUUUAUACUCUUAAAUUCUGUUUGACACACAGAGAGGUUCUUCAUUAUUAUUUGUUAAGUUUGUCCAUUUGAAGUAAUUAUUUUAUGUGUCUUUAAAUUUCUAUUGCUUGUGUACCUAAAAGUACUUGGCGAUAGGUACACUAUAUACCUUGAU
Molecule: messenger RNA, 1512 nt
Organism: Chaetura pelagica (chimney swift)
Lineage: Eukaryota; Metazoa; Chordata; Aves; Apodiformes; Apodidae
Gene: ASB5
Product: ankyrin repeat and SOCS box containing 5
Exons: 7
Coding region: 152-1060 (302 amino acids)
Biological process (GO): protein ubiquitination; intracellular signal transduction; positive regulation of protein catabolic process
Molecular function (GO): protein binding
Source: RefSeq, a predicted model, not a curated record